Candoia aspera is the source of this 1827-nucleotide messenger RNA. Its product is annotated as glyoxal reductase-like. Gene Ontology annotation, molecular function: oxidoreductase activity. Bases 33 to 932 code for a protein of 299 amino acids. NCBI's taxonomy places the organism in Eukaryota, Metazoa, Chordata, Lepidosauria, Squamata, Candoiidae. The record is from RefSeq and is a predicted model, not a curated record. The transcript is spliced from 2 exons.
CGGGUCCCGCCUCCUCGCCUUGUUGACCAACCAUGCAGCCGACGGAGCGGGCGCUGCCUGGGUUGUGGCUCCCAGAACGUACCGUGUGGUUAAGUACCGGAACCCCCAUGCCACUUCUGGGCCUCGGCACCUUCCGCCUUCAGGGGGACGAGGCAGUGCGCGCCAGCCUGGAAGCUGCUCUGGAGAACGGCUACCGCUUGGUGGACACGGCCGCCGUCUACGGCAAUGAGGCUGCCCUCGGGCGAGCGCUCCGGGAAUUGCUACCACGCCACCGUCUUGCUCGCGAGGACGUUUUUCUGACCAGCAAGCUGAGUCCGAGGGAUCACGGGGAGGAGGCUGCCCAAAAGGCCUGCCUUCGCAGCUUGCAAGACCUAGGCUGCAGUUACCUGGAUCUCUACCUCAUCCACUGGCCGGGAACUCAAGGCUGGCCUCAGGAGGAUGCCGGGAACCGGGAACGCAGGCUACAGAGUUGGCGAGCCUUGGAGAGGUUGCACGAAGCUGGGAGGCUCCGGGCAAUUGGGGUCUCCAACUACACAGUCCAGCACCUUCAGGAAUUGCUGGCCCACUGCAGGGUGACCCCCGCGGUCCUGCAGGUGGAAUUCCACCCUGAACUGGCACAGUCAGAGCUGCUGAAGUUUUGCAGCCAGAACGGCAUCCACUUGCAAGCUUAUUCCUCGCUGGGGACCGGUCACCUGGUAGGGCACCCGGAAGUGGAGGCUGUAGCCCUGCAGCACGGCCGCACACCUGCCCAGGUCCUACUACGCUGGGCUCUGCAGCAAGGCGUGAGCGUGAUUCCCAAGUCAGCAUCUCGGCGCCGUGUGGCUGAAAACGCCCAGCUCUGGUCGUGGGACCUGAGCCAAGCCGACAUGGAAAAACUGCGCAGUCUGGAUUGUGGGAAACGUUAUUGCUGGGACCCCAGUGGGGUCGCUUAGGAAGCUGACAUGGAUGGGAUGCCAGGCUUAAACUUUGGGCACAGCUUAAACCAGGGGUCCCCGAACUCAUCAGCUCAUUGAUCCCUUUGUGAAGUUUCAGAUUGUUCAUCAGCCCCCAACCAUUUAUUGUAUAAAAAUAAUUUGAUACGGGUUGUCCUUGUUUAACGACCACAAUUGGGACUGGAAUUUUGGUUGCUAAGUGAAGCAGUCAUUAAGCAAAUCUGACCCAAUUUUAUGUUUUUUGCGGCGGUCGUUAAGCAAACCAUGUGAUUGUUAAGCGAAUCACGUGGUUCCCCACUGCUUGCCGGAAGCUGGCUGGGAAGGUUGAAAAUGACGAUGACGUGACCAUGGAACACUGUGAUGCUUGUAAAGGCAAACCAGUCGCCAAGUGCCCAAUUCACGAUCAUGUGACUGGGGAUGCUGCAACGGUCCUAAGUGUGAGGACAGGUUCUAAGUCGGGUUUUUCAGCACCGUCGUAAGUCCGAAGCAUUGCUAAAUGAAUGGUCGUUAAGCGAGGACCACCUGUACUACUUUAACUAAUAGCACUAUUAGAAGACGGGGAGUAACAAUAAUGGAUAGUCCCAUCAACCCUUUGGGGUUGAUAUUGACCACCUUGGGGAACUCAAGGCGGUUUUAAGCCAAACGCAGCUUCCUAUUCUGCAGCUUAAUGUGUUGUAAAGUCCUAGCACAGGCAGUUAAUUUAUAGUUCAGCAUGCUACACAAACCCCUGGCUGAGUCAAUGAUGAAUUAGCCUGGUUUGUGAAUGCCAGGCUAUUUAGUUGCUAGUUUUUGGGCUGGGAUCUGAGCCUCCCACCCGGUUGGGAGAUUGUGGUGAGGAACAUCAUCAGAGGCUGAAGCCGGAAGUAACAACCUUUAAUAAAAGUUUAUGUACAUU